AUGUGCUUGGGUGGCAAGACAAGCCACAUUAUCUGUCCCAGAGUGCAGCUUAGAGCAGGUAAACUUUGUGUACCGCCUCUGUACCUCUAUACCUCUGUACCUCUAUACCUCUAUACCUCUGUACCUCUAUACCUCUAUACCUCUAUACAUCUAUAUCUCUAUACCUCUGUACAUCUAUACCUCUAUACCUUUAUACCUCUAUACCUCUAUACCUCUGUACCUCUGUACCUCUAUACCUCUAUACCUCUGUACCUCUAUACCUCUAUACCUCUGUACCUCUGUACCUCUGUACCUCUAUACCUCUAUACCUCUGUACCUCUAUACCUCUGUACCUCUAUACCUCUAUACCUCUGUACCUCUAUACCUCUAUACCUCUAUACCUCUAUACCUCUAUACCUCUGUACCUCUAUACCUCUGUACCUCUGUACCUCUGUACCUCUAUACCUCUAUACCUCUAUACCUCUGUACCUCUAUACCUCUAUACCUCUGUACCUCUAUACCUCUAUACCUCUGUACCUCUAUACCUCUGUACCUCUGUACCUCUAUACCUCUAUACCUCUGUACCUCUAUACCUCUAUACCUCUAUACCUCUAUGACUCUAUACCUCUAUACCUCUGUACCUCUAUACCUCUAUACCUCUAUACCUCUGUACCUCUAUACCUCUGUACCUCUGUACCUCUAUACCUCUGUACCUCUGUACCUCUAUACCUCUUUACCUCUAUACCUCUAUACCUCUAUACCUCUGUACCUCUAUACCUCUGUACCUCUAUACCUCUAUACCUCUGUACCUCUAUACCUCUGUACCUCUGUACCUCUGUACCUCUGUACCUCUAUACCUCUAUAACUCUGUACCUCUAUACCUCUAUACCUCUGUACCUCUAUACCUCUGUACCUCUGUACCUCUAUACCUCUGUACCUCUGUACCUCUAUACCCCUGUACCUCUAUACCUCUAUACCUCUGUACCUCUAUACCUCUGUACCUCUAUACCUCUUUACCUCUGUACCUCUGUACCUCUGUACCUCUAUACCUCUAUACCUCUGUACCUCUAUACCUCUAUACCUCUGUACCUCUAUACCUCUGUACCUCUAUACCUCUAUAUCUCUAUACCUCUGUACCUCUAUACCUCUGUACCUCUGUACCUCUACGCUAACGCUGACGAUAACGCUGACGAUAACGCUGACGCUAACGCUGACGCUGACGCUAACGCUUACGCUAACGCUGUCACUAACGCUCGCACUAAAGCUGACACUGACGCUGAAGCUGACGCCUACUCUGAAGCUAACGCUUACGCUGACUGA
Molecule: messenger RNA, 1299 nt
Organism: Macrosteles quadrilineatus (aster leafhopper)
Lineage: Eukaryota; Metazoa; Arthropoda; Insecta; Hemiptera; Cicadellidae
Product: deleted in azoospermia protein 2-like
Exons: 3
Coding region: 1-1299 (432 amino acids)
Source: RefSeq, a predicted model, not a curated record